This is a messenger RNA of Pelobates cultripes (western spadefoot toad), 1188 nucleotides long. NCBI's taxonomy places the organism in Eukaryota, Metazoa, Chordata, Amphibia, Anura, Pelobatidae. The record is from the annotation of a GenBank genome assembly.
AUGGGGUAUAUCAACAGUAUUCCUACACCCAUACCAAGCAUGGGGUAUUCUGACAGUACUCCUACACCCAAACCAAGCAUACGGUAUAUCAACAGUAUUCCUACACCCAUACCAAGCAUGGGGUAUUCUGACAGUACUCCUACACCCAUACCAAGCAUGGGGUAUAUCGACAGUAUUCCUACACCCAAACCAGGCAUAGGGUAUAUUGACAGAAUUCCUACACGCAAAACAAGCAUGGGGUAUUCUGACAGUACUCCUACACCCAAACCAAGCAUAGGGUAUAUCGACAGUAUUCCUACACCCAAACCAAGCAUAGGGUAUAUUGACAGAAUUAUUGACAGGUAUAUCGACAGUAUUCCUACACCCAAACCAGGCAUAGGGUAUAUUGACAGAAUUCCUACACCCAAAACAAGCAUGGGGUAUUCUGACAGUAUAGGGUAUAUCGACAGUAUUCCUACACCCAAACCAAGCAUAGGGUAUAUUGACAGAAUUCCUACACCAAAAACAAUCAUGGGGUAUAUCAACAAUAUUCCUACACCCAUACCAAGCAUGGGGUAUUCUGACAGUACUCCUACACCCAAACCAAGCAUAGGGUAUAUCAACAGUAUUCCUACACCCAAACGAAAUAUGGGGUAUAUCGACAGUAUUCCUACAAACAAACCAAGCAUGGGGUAUAUUGACAGUACUCAUACACCCAAACCAAGCAUGUGGUAUAUCAAUAGUACUCCUACACCCAUACCAAGCAUGGGGUAUUCUGACAGUACACCUACACCCAAACCAAGCAGGGGGUAUAUCAACAGUAUUCCUACACCCAAACCAAGCAUAGGGUUUAUCGACAGUAUUCCAACAUCCAAACCAAGCAUGGCGUCUAUCGACAGUACACCUACACCCAAGCCAAGCAUGGUGUCUAUCGACAGUACACCUACACCCAAACCAAGCAUGGCGUCUAUCGACAGUACACCUAAACCCAAACCAAGCAUAGGGUAUAUUGACAGAAUUCCUACACUCAAACCAAGCAUAGGUUAUAUCAACAGUAUUCCUACACCCAAACGAAACAUGGGGUAUAUUGACAGAAUUCCUACACCCAAACCAAGCAUGGGGUAUUCUGACAGUACUCAUACACCCAAACCAAGCAUGGGAUAUAUCAACAGUACUCCUACACCCAAACCAAGCAUGGUUUGGGUGUAG